CAUAUGGAGGAGAAACAUGGCAGAGACGGCGUUUUCGGAAGACGGAAAAUAUUUUUCUGCUAUCAGCCAAGACGGUAGAUUGAGAAUAUGGGACACGGAGACUAAUGUGCUGAAGCAGGAGUAUACGCCUGACCUGCAUUUGACGUCGCCGCCUUCUUGUUUACAAUGGAUAUCCGUCGCACAAUCAGUGACUCCUCAGAAAGACGGGCGACGAAAAUCAGUCUCUGGGGACCAAGAAAUUCAGUGUAUAGCCUUAGGAACAACCAGUGGGAAGAUCUUAAUAUAUUCUGUGGCCCAGGCGAAGGUGGAAACAGUUCUUGAAGAGAAAAAUAACGAAAUAAACAGAAAUUGUAUAACAGCUCUAGAUUGGAGUAAAAAAUAUGGCCUGUACAGUUGUAAUAAGGAGAGUUUGGUUUACGAGUGGAAUUUACAAAGUACAACAGUUAGGAAUAAGUACAAUGUGAACAUAGAAAAUAAGAAUAAGCAAGUAUGUAGUGUAAGUGCUAUCAAGAUAAUACCACACAACCAGAAUUCCCCGGCCAGAUUUCUGGUGACAGCGUCAACACAGAUCCGCAUAUGGCGGCUGCACGGCGAAGACGCGGACCUUGUCAAGUGUCUUGGACACAAUGCUGCUCCGAAAGCACUGCUCGCCUUGGCUGGACUGAACAACAGUUGUUGGCUGGUCGAGGGUUCACAAAACGAACGUCUGCUCUCGUUCUGGGACGUUACCAUCACCGGGGAGCUCCUGCCUCAAGUGAACGGUGGAGACACAACACCAAACAGAAAGAAAAGAAAGAAAUCCACAUCAGCACCAAUCACCAUACCCACUCCAGUGUACAACUUUGUUCUUGAAGAUGCUCCGAAGCAGUUGGAUGUCGCAGUGAGUUCCGAAGAGAACGGGACCAGGUUGUGCUUGGCAGCUGUCACGAGGAGUGGAGUUGUACAUUAUUACGGACAUAUGUUGAACGGGGCGUCGUCGAAGCCCAUCAAGCCGUCGGUGAGCCUGCAGGUGACGAGCCCGGGCGCGCGGCCGCGGCCGCUGCGGGCCGCCCGCCUGCUGCCCGCCGCGCUGCUGCUGGCCUACGACCACGACACGCGGCGCGUGUUCGAGAGGCUGACGCCAGAUUUAUCAACAAAGACACAAGUGUUAAUCCGCGGCGAAGAGAAGGAGAGCAAAAAGAAACAGAACAAGCAGAGUCAGAAAGAGAAGCAAGAUGCGGGUGACGUCACAUAUGUCGAACCCAUGGGCGGUGUCAGUCGAAAGCGGACCACGCCGGGGGCCACGGUGGAGGUCCCGAUGGAGCAGCGGCUGGCCAACCUGACGGUGGACCUCAGCACCCGCGGGCGGGCGCCCGUCAGCCACAACCUCACCAAGCUCCUCGUGCAGGGUCUGCACUCUAACGACAAGAAGUUGAUCCUGUCGGUGCUGCAGACCAACAAGGCGAGCGUGGCGCAGCAGACGGUGUCCGCACUGCCGGCCGCGCUGCUGCCGCGGCUGCUGCUGCAGCUGGCCGACAUGGCCGCCAGGAGGACCAGCCAAUGUGCGGCGGUUUGCACGUGGCUAUCUGCCCUGCUACGCUGCCAUGCCGCGUUGUUGUUGGCCGCGAUGCACGCCAACACGGGCACGCAGCUUACACACCUACUGGCUAUAUUCACUAACAGGCGCUCGCAUCUGUGCCAGCUGCUCAACCUGAAGGGCCGCCUGGAGCUGACCAUGGCGCAGCGCGCGCCCGCCGACCAGCAGCUGCAGCAGGACCCUGUGCUCGAGUACAAUGAUUCAUCAUCAGAAGAGGAGAUGGAAGUGGAAAGGGCAGCAUCGGAAUCGGACAAUGAACAGUCCUGGGGCGAAGGCAGCGACGCUAGUUCCGUGGACGAGUGACAAAUACACUGUUAUCAUUAC
This is a messenger RNA of Pectinophora gossypiella (pink bollworm), 1900 nucleotides long. Its product is annotated as WD repeat-containing protein 43. Gene Ontology annotation, biological process: maturation of SSU-rRNA from tricistronic rRNA transcript (SSU-rRNA, 5.8S rRNA, LSU-rRNA). Gene Ontology annotation, cellular component: nucleolus. The record is from RefSeq and is a predicted model, not a curated record. Bases 17 to 1879 code for a protein of 620 amino acids. The transcript is spliced from 11 exons. NCBI's taxonomy places the organism in Eukaryota, Metazoa, Arthropoda, Insecta, Lepidoptera, Gelechiidae. Gene Ontology annotation, molecular function: protein binding.